UCUACCCGGUUGCGGCUGUCAGUCUGUCACUUCACUCACCAGUGGCAAGUCACAACUACAACCGCUACACACGAGUUGAUUCACGGCGGCGCCACCACCACCAACCUAACUCAUUGGUCAUGUGAAUUCACGGCGGAGAAGUUUCUUGCAGUAGAAUGAUCCACUGGAAGCCUCUGUGCCCAUUUUCAAAUCCUACACAAGGAGAAGUCUCAAGUUGGUGAACGCCGGAAGCCCUCUAUAGUCUAUCCAGAAAUGAAACGAAAAAUGAAACGGGAUUUCUUCACAUAUCUACCAUCAGAAGUCAUUAUUAAUAUCCUUUCAAGACUCCCUAUUCGAACCAUUGCACGAAGCAAGUGUGUUUGCAAACCAUGGCUCCAUCUGCUUGAGACUGAUGAGUUUGUCAGUUCCCAUCAUGCUGAAUCGGUCCCCACUCUGGUUGUCUUGACACCAUUUUGGACACAUAAUCCGUUCUCGUUUUUUGAAUAUGAAUAUGUACGUAGAGAGACGCGUUGUGAAUCCCACACCAUGGUUGAUAGGCAAAGUUUGUGCACAGUUUACGAAUUUGAAGAUGAUCACAAUCUUAAGCAACGCGAUCUUCAGUACAACCAGCUGACCAGAUUUUAUUUCCCUCACAGAGUAGAAAUAAUGGGUUCUGCUAAUGGCUUGCUUUUUCUAUCCAAGCAGUCUGAAGUUCAUUAUGUAUGCAAUCCGAUCACCCGUGAAUAUGUCGAGGUUCAUUUCCCUGAAGAAUUAAUCCAACCCUGUCCAGAAGAUGAGGAAGAUGAGGUAGAUCCUGAAAUUCUCGAGGAGCCUGUCUACGAUGAUCAUCAAUCUGUCACCUACGGAUUUGGAGUGAGCAAAAUAACUGGAAAACAUAAGGUGGUUCGGAUUUCCCAUGGCUUUGUCACUGAUCAAGGAGGGAGGAGGAUCAUUCCUAAAUCUGUGUGUCAUGUUCACACUCUUGGAACAGGAUCUUGGAGACAUGUCGAAUCUGGUGCCCCGUUUGAGUAUAGUGAGCGUACCUCUUGCGUGUUUCUUAAUGGUACUCUUCACUGGAUAGUAUCAGAUUCUUAUAGCAAACUGUGGAUUUCUUGCUUUGAUCUUGAAGAAGAACGUUUUCGCACCUUUUCUACUCCUCCCAUUUAUGAUGAAAGCCAUGAUCUCCUCGCAGGCUUGUCUACUUUGGGGGAUUGCUUGUGUUUAUGUGAUAACACUGGGGAAGAUGGUGAGACUGUUAUAUGGUUGAUGAAGGAAUAUGGGAUCAACAAAUCUUGGACAAAAGAGCAUGUCAUCUACAUAAAUGAAGAUCUUCUUAUGGAUGGGUCUGAACUUGUUUACCCUCUCAAAGUUGUCAAAAAUGGCGACAUUUUGAUGUUACGAGAAAGCUCACAACUCGUCUACUACUCCAGCAAGACUUUUAUUGCUGAACCACUUCACUUCCCAGAUGAAGAUUCAGAUGAAGAUCCAAAUUCUGAUCCUGUUUACUCAAUCCUUCUCACUCCAAGUUUUCUUUCGCUCAAAAGUUUGAAAAUGGACAAUCUUUUCUCAUUCUGAUCGUUUGUAUUUGAAGAACGCAAAUCUGCAGUGCUUUUGCAGUAGAUGAAACCUAUGUUUCAUGUUGA
Messenger RNA from Salvia miltiorrhiza (redroot sage), 1622 nucleotides. RefSeq names its product F-box/kelch-repeat protein At3g06240-like. NCBI's taxonomy places the organism in Eukaryota, Viridiplantae, Streptophyta, Magnoliopsida, Lamiales, Lamiaceae. Gene Ontology annotation, molecular function: protein binding. The transcript is spliced from 2 exons. Bases 253 to 1554 code for a protein of 433 amino acids. The record is from RefSeq and is a predicted model, not a curated record.